Messenger RNA from Xenopus laevis (African clawed frog), 2786 nucleotides. It is a transcript of the gene znf587.L, whose product is annotated as oocyte zinc finger protein XlCOF28-like L homeolog. Gene Ontology annotation, cellular component: nucleus; nucleoplasm. The record is from RefSeq and is a predicted model, not a curated record. The transcript has 4 exons. Gene Ontology annotation, biological process: regulation of transcription by RNA polymerase II; negative regulation of transcription by RNA polymerase II; regulation of DNA-templated transcription. Gene Ontology annotation, molecular function: RNA polymerase II cis-regulatory region sequence-specific DNA binding; DNA-binding transcription repressor activity, RNA polymerase II-specific; sequence-specific DNA binding. NCBI's taxonomy places the organism in Eukaryota, Metazoa, Chordata, Amphibia, Anura, Pipidae. The coding region runs from base 272 to 2275 and encodes 667 amino acids.
UUUUGUAGGUCUUGUGACCAGGAAGUGAUGGGUCAUGUGACAGGCUGUGCUGCUGCUUGGAUUUGACAGCCCAGAAUCAGAAUGCAGCAGUGUAGGGUUCUGUGUUAGAGUCUUGAGCUCCCCGUAAAGUAUGUCACCCCCGUUAGUCUCUCCUCUGCCUGAUUCUUCCCCUACCCCCUGCCCUCCAGCACCACUCUGACAUUCCCAAGGGGCCCCAGGGCUGUUACGAGCUCUCAAGCACUGGAUUGGUGGGUAUUGCACGGGGUUAAUCAUGUUCGGAGCUGCUUUUGGAAUGGUCCCUGUGUCCUUCGACGAGGUGGCCGUGUAUUUCUCAGAAGACGAGUGGGGCUACCUGUCUGACCGGCAGCGGGAUCUGUACAAGGAGGUGAUGCUGGAGAACCUGGAGGUGGUGUUGUCACUGGGAUACCAGUACCCCCGCUCUGUGCCCCAGACUGCUCCUGCCCUCGGCUGCUCCUUUAUUCUGAGCACAGGCAAAUAUUCAGAUGAAAGCAGCCCUUACAUCCAUGAAGAUGGAUCAGAGCAGGGUCAAGUCACUCUGGGGCAGCCUUGGGCUGGAGAUGACAGUUGGACCCAAACAACCGAGAAGAUUCCCAACAGCUUUUCUGCAUGUCUUGUCAAUAGCGAACCAAUCCCGUGUGAGCAAAGAAAGCAGCCGUCCAAUAAAAAGCUCCACAAGUGUUUUGAGUGCAAGAAAGUCUUUGGCAGUUGGUCGCACCUCUUGGCUCAUAGGAGGAUCCAUGACAGAGAGAAGAUCCACAAGCAAAAUAAAAGCCAAUUAUCGACCCGGAAAGCCAGUGUAACUCCCCGGCAGCCUAAAGGGCUUAAUGCAAGAUUGUACCAGUGCACAGAAUGUGAUAAGACAUUCAGCAACCAGUCUGUGCUUUCCUUGCACCAAAGAACGCACACUGGGGAGAAGGUCUUCAAGUGCUCCGAGUGUGAGAAAAGCUUCACGAAAAGAUCCCAGCUGGUUGUGCACAAAAAGUGCCACAUAGAAGAGAGGCCAUAUAAUUGUACUUUGUGCGAGAAGGGAUACAACCAGCAUUCAAAACUGAUCGAGCAUAUAAGGACUCACACGGGGGAGAAACCAUUCACAUGCACCGAGUGCAAGAAAAGCUUCACCAAAAGGUCCCACCUGACCGAGCACCUCAGGAUUCACACAGGAGGGAAACCACACAAGUGCAAUCUGUGCGAUAAAACCUUCCACUACCCUUCAAACCUGGUGGAGCAUCAGCGAACCCACACAGGGGACCGGCCGUAUCAGUGCACCGAGUGUGACAAGAGCUUCAUCAAGAUGUCUAAACUCAUGGUCCACCUCAGGAUCCACACUGGGGAGAAACCUUACAAGUGCAACGAGUGCAACAAAAGCUUCAGCCAACAGUCCAACCUUGUGGUUCACCAGAGGACUCACACCGGGGAGAAGCCAUUCCAAUGCAGUCAGUGUGAGAAGAGUUUCAGCUAUCAUUAUGCUUUGGUUGUCCACGAAAGAACCCACACAGGGGAGAAACCCUACAAAUGUUCUCUGUGUGAUAAGGCUUUCAGCCAACAAUCGAACCUUAAGCUGCACCAAAAAACCCAUGACAGCAAGCCACAGCAAGACUCAGACAACUCAGAGAAGACCUUUGAACAAGAAUCUGCCUCUAAAACCCCCCCAUUGGACCAGUUGUAUGAAAAUGCUGGGUUGGAGAAGGUGCCUGGGUUACCGGAGGAAGCCAACUCGGUGGAAAGCCCAGAGGCCAUUGAAGAUUAUGAGAAGAACUACAUUUCUUGGUCUCCUCUGAGUGAGUAUCUCGGAGUAUUUUUGCCCUCAGAGAAACAACAUAAAUGCACCGAGUGCAACAAGUGCUUCCUGGAAAAGUCCAAGUUAGUUGUCCAUCAAAGAACCCACACUGGGGAGAGGCCUUUCAAGUGCUCCGUCUGUGACAAGUCAUUUAUGCAGUGGUCCCACCUAUCAGAGCACAGGAAAAUCCACAAGGGUGAUAGACCCUAUACCUGUGCUGAAUGCGGCAAGAGCUUCAUCAGGAUGUCCAAGCUCACUGUCCAUCGCAGAACGCACACGGGUGAGAGGCCGUAUAUCUGUGACGAAUGUGGGAAGCAGUUUAGCCAGCAGUCCAACCUUGCGGUCCAUCAGAGGAUUCACACCGGGGAGAGGCCAUUCAAAUGCACCGAGUGCGAAAAGACUUUCCGCUACCAGUCAGCACUUAUUAAGCACCGGAGAAACCAUUCAUCUGAUAGAACCUACACUGGUUCCUUGUGAUGAAGCACUUCUAUGUCAUAGGAAGGGUCUGGCCCCUAGGCAAAGGUACAAUGAUGUGGCCCUUCAAAUGAACUUCAACAUCAUAGGCCUCACACUAAAAAAUAAAGAUAUUGAGUGUUUCUCUGCUAUAAAUACUAUACCCAUCACCCUUCCUUCCAACAACGGUGUCCCUGCCAGGCCCCAAUACAGCAGGAACUAGACUGAUUGCCCCUAUUUGUACCCAUAUAAAGACAGUUCUGGCAGGGUCAGAUUGCUGAACCACCAACAAUAAUAGCUGACUCCCUGGUAUUUACUGAGCUACAACUCCCAGAAUCCUUAGCCAGCCAGGCUAAUUAUGUAGAGAGACUGUAAUGCUGUGGGCAGGGAAAGUGGACGGCCCCAACUGAACUUUGUGUUAUUUUAGUAAUUGCCAUGGAGCCCAGUGUUCUGAGAAAUGGGUUUGUAUGAAUUGUGCAAUACAAGCAAAGCCCAGAUGUAAAGCCUAAUAAAUAUAAUAAUCUCUUAGAAUGUU